AUGAGGGUCCUGGUGGUCCUGGCGACUUGGCUGGCUGCGGCGUUGGCCACCGACACCUUUGUGGGUCAUCAGGUGCUGAGAAUCACGGCCGCUGAUGAAGCUCAGGUGGAGAAGUUGAAGGAGCUGGAAGCUCUGGAGAACCUUCAGCUGGAUUUCUGGCGAGCACCGGCUCAUCCCGAUCUCCCCGUAGAUGUGCGUGUGCCCUUCCCCAGCCUUCAACCGGUCAAGGCCUUCCUGGAGAACAAUGACAUCGCAUACUCCAUCAUGAUCAACAACGUCCAGAAACUGAUUGAUGAGGAGAGGAGUCACAUGACGCACCAACGUCAACCCCAAGAAUUGUCACUCGCAAAUUUUAACUUUGCUGCUUACCACGACUUGGAUACAUUUAGCACCGGGGGAACCAACCGGCCAGCGAUCUGGAUUGACACCGGCAUCCAUUCUCGCGAGUGGGUCACUCAAGCCAGCGGAAUCUGGUUUGCCAACAAGAUCUUUGAAGAUCACGGGAAGGAUCCUUCCCUCAUGUCCAUCCUGAACAAGCUCGAUAUCUUCGUGGAGAUCGUCACCAACCCGGAUGGUUACUUUUUCACCCACACCAAGAACCGUAUGUGGCGCAAGACCAGGUCGAAGAGAGAGGGGUCAUCCUGCAUCGGAGUCGACCCCAACCGGAAUUGGGCGGCAGGCUUCGGAGGAGCUGGCGCCAGUGGGAACCCGUGCUCGGAAACCUACCGCGGACCUUACGCGGAGUCCGAACCGGAGGUGAAAGCCAUUGUGGAUUUUGUACGGCAACAUGGCAACAUCAAGGCUUUCGUCUCCAUCCACAGCUACUCCCAGCUUCUCCUCUAUCCUUACGGUUACACCAAGGAGAAAGCCGCCGACCACCUGGAGCUGGACGCCCUGGCGAAGAAGGCCGUGGCCGCGCUGGAAUCAGUCCACGGAACCAAGUACACAUACGGCAGCAUCAUCACCACCAUCUGUAAGUCCCACCGACGGGAAGGCAGAGGCCAGGUUCAGUCCAUUGUGCAAACUUUAGGCACGAAACACACAAUCCUGCACGCUGUCGCGCCAAAAAAGCAGGCUCGGUCCUAUGGAAAGGGUUCCGGAUACGAGCCCGAGGCGCGACAACUUCUAGAGAGGUUGUGGGUCUUGAAUGGAGUGUGCGACAUCCUUUCCAAAGCUCUGUAG
Molecule: messenger RNA, 1182 nt
Organism: Protobothrops mucrosquamatus (brown spotted pit viper)
Lineage: Eukaryota; Metazoa; Chordata; Lepidosauria; Squamata; Viperidae
Product: carboxypeptidase A1-like
Exons: 10
Coding region: 1-1182 (393 amino acids)
Biological process (GO): proteolysis
Molecular function (GO): zinc ion binding; metallocarboxypeptidase activity
Source: RefSeq, a predicted model, not a curated record